Molecule: messenger RNA, 3034 nt
Organism: Motacilla alba alba
Lineage: Eukaryota; Metazoa; Chordata; Aves; Passeriformes; Motacillidae
Gene: ZC3H14
Product: zinc finger CCCH-type containing 14
Exons: 15
Coding region: 122-2329 (735 amino acids)
Biological process (GO): regulation of mRNA stability
Cellular component (GO): nucleus; cytoplasm
Molecular function (GO): metal ion binding; poly(A) binding
Source: RefSeq, a predicted model, not a curated record
GUGCCGGCGGAGGCCGCGCGCCGUGGUGCCCGAGCGGCGUUCGGUACCCGCGCGGGAGGCGGUGGGAGCCGGGCCCGGGACCGCGGGGCACGGGCCGGCACGGGGGAGGCUCGGCGCGGCCAUGGAGAUCGGCACCGAGAUCAGCCGCAAGAUCCGGGGUGCUAUAAAAGGAAAGUUACAGGAGCUGGGGGCUUAUGUUGAUGAAGAGCUCCCUGAUUAUAUUAUGGUUAUGGUGGCCAAUAAGAAGAGUCAAGAGCAGAUGACAGAAGACCUUUCCCUUUUCCUUGGUAACAAUACUGUCAGGUUUACUGUCUGGCUCCAUGGUGUUUUGGAUAAGCUGCGAUCUGUGACUACUGAACCAACCAGUGUAAAAUCUUCAGAAUCUAAUAUCUUUGAGAGCAGCCUGCCGUCCAGCAAAAGCAGUUCAUGUGUGAGUGAUGAGAGGAGGCGGGAGGAUAUCUUGCCACCUCUUGCAGUGUCAAGCACUCGGACUGAAAGGAAUGACUCCAGAGUUUCAACCAGCUCACAGGAGCAGAGGAACACUGCUUCCAGGCAGUCUUGUGAAGAUGGUUCUGCAUCCCGCUUAACAUCUACGGUCAAGCCUUUGAGGGAAUUGUCACCUUCUGAAGCUGUAAUUGACAUUAAACCUGAACCAGAUGAUCUAAUUGAUGAAGACCUAAACUUCGUGCAGGAAAAUCCUUUGUCACGGAAGAAACCUAUUGUGACUGUAACUUACGGUUCCUCUCGUCCCUCAGCCGAGAUCUACCGGCCACCGGCUGUCAGGAGUGCAGAUGGCAACGUUCACGUGCCCAGAUUGUCACAGCAGGGCAGCUUGCAGGGGAGCCGCCAGUUAGACACACAAGGCUGCAGGUCUUUGGAAACAGGCCAGCUGUGCAAUCCAGAAGCAUUUGGCAGCUUAGCAGAAGGUCACAGACCCACCUCCAAACUCUGUGCUGAUAAAGUGGGCAGUGAGGAGGAAAGCUCCAGGAAGAGACGGCUGCCUGUUGUAAGCUCAGUAGUCAAAGUGAAAAGGUUCUGUAAUGAUGGAGAAGAUGAAGAGGAAGAGGAAGACUAUGGAUUGCGAACAGGAAGCAUCUCCAGCAGUGUGUCUGUACCUGCAAAGCCAGAAAGAAGACCUUCGUUGCCGCCUUCAAAACAGGCCAACAAGAACUUAAUACUGAAAGCAAUCUCUGAAGCACAGGAAUCAGUUACAAAAACAACUAAUUAUUCCACUGUUCCACAGAAACAGACUGUUCCAGUUGCACCAAGAACUCGAAUUAGCCCAGAAGAAUCACAGUUAGAAGUAAUUCACGUGCAAAGCAGACUGCCUGUUCUGAGUUCUCAGCUUCAAGUAGAAGAGUCAAAGGAGCAGACAGUCGAAGAAAUUCAAGGAAUUGAACAAAAGGAGCUCUCUUGUCGGCUUCAGAUUGAUCCUAUCAUUGAAGAUGCCUUGCAAGUGUCUCAGGAUUACUGUGACCCAGAGUCUCUGGUCCACUCAGAUACUCGGUCGUUUAUCCUGAAGAAGCCCAGGUUAUCAGAGGAGAUGGUGCCACAGAAUCAGCAAUUGGGAAAGAAGGGUACAGAGGCAGUGCGAGUUCACGCAGGACGUCUGAUACAGACACGAGACCAGCUUACACAGCCAGAGAAACCUGCUAGUCCCAAGUUUAUUGUGACACUGGAUGGCGUGCCCAGUCCACCAGGAUACCUCUCUGAUCAGGAGGAGGAAGAUAUGUGUCUAAUGGAAGGAUUAAAGCCAAUUACCCAGCACAUGUGUGCUGGCAAAGGAUUGAGAGGUCUUCGAGCACAGCAGAUGCAAAUUGUAACCAGGCAGCUGGAGAACUGUGAUGUGGAAAUGGAAGACUUAAGUCUGCUACAAAAGCAGGAGAAGGUGCUGGAGCGCUGCAAAUACUGGCCUGCCUGUAAAAAUGGAGAUGAAUGCAUGUACCAUCACCCCACGCUGCCUUGCAAAGUUUUUCCUAACUGCAAAUUUGCUGAUAAAUGUCUGUUCAUCCAUCCAAACUGUAAAUAUGAUGCAAAGUGCACUAAGCCAGACUGUCCUUACACUCACGCCAGUCGACGAAUCCCCCAUCCAUCUCCUAAACCAGCAACCCUGCCCACACUGUCCAUACCCUCCAGUAGUCCGCUGUGCAAGUUUUUUCCAGCUUGUAAGAAAAUGGAAUGUCCAUUCUACCACCCAAAAGUAAGAUAUAUCUCUUAUCUUCCUUCCUUUCUAGAAAGAGACUUAAAACAUGCUACUUUGGGACAGGAAAUGUUACUAGGAUGUAACACUUUUUUCUUUUACUGUUCACAUUUUAACUUUGCCUUAUAAGGAGAAUACACAAAAGUAGUGACUUAAGGAAUUUGGAAAAUUAUACUUUUAAGUUAUCUUUCUACCAAAUGCUGCUGGGGAGCUUCAAACAGGACAUAUCUCUUCAAAAUAUACCCAGCUGGGAUGCUGGGGGCAGAGAGGAGCCUUUUGGGAAGGAAUAUGUCUCAAGACUCUUGACUCUUCCUUCAGAUAUGCUGCAACAUACAAAAACUUUAAAGAUUGCCCAGUUACCCUAAAAUUUAUUAAUAUAAUCUUUAUUCUACAGGAGUCUGUUACUUGGGUACUUCUAUAGAAUUGUGUCCCUGCAUCUAAUGCCAGGAAGUGUAGUGAUUUUUCCAGCCCUAAUAAUGCCAAAAUACCCAUGCUCAGAUACUAUUAGCCAGAUACUCUGGCUUUUCUCCCCCCUCAGGUAAUGCUGUGUCAUGUUCCCAACUUGUACACAGAGAUCAAUUCAAGCUGAGCUCUGUAAACUCUUGCAAGCAAAGGAAUUUCCACCAGUCAGUGCAGUGGCAGUUUUGGAGCAUGAAAUUCAUAGUUAGUACUUCUUAAAAAGGAUUUUUUGUCACUGGGUUGAGCUGGUUGCACUGGUGGAGGUGGGUGUUGGCUCAGUUGCAGGUGAGAUGUGUCACACAGCAAUACCAGGGUCACAGUGCAGCUCAGCAUGUUCAGGAGUUCAGGCAGCCAGCACUGAGCAGCCUCUUCUGA